GCUUCUGAAAUAAAUGCGUAUGAUCAGAUAUGUGUUGUUUUAAUUUAAAAUGUUUGAAAUGAAUGUUAAGGAUACAUUUCGAUAUUUUUUACUUGUUUGGAUAAUAUUUAUUGGAAUUUGGUUUCUUUAUAUGAAUCGUGGAACAGAUAGAAUCGCUGUUUUUAAACACCAUACAGCCUUCAAGAUCGAUGGACUAAAUACCCCCUCUGCAAAUGCGAACACGUACACAGAUUCUGUCAGACUAAAAGAAGUGAUUCUAAACUUUACCGAUUUCGCUGAGAGUUGUCUUAGACAUAUAGUAAAUGCAACAAACUCAGAUACCGUUGACAAAACCUUGGAUGAGAUCAACCAUUUUCGAAGAAUGUUCAAAAGCAUUGGACUCACUGGGUCUCCAUUCAAUGCCUUGCUAAACAAACCAGGCAUUGACUUAAAACAAGGUGAUGUUAUCCUCCCUAGCCUAUCCUGCAGAAAUAAUACAAAUAACAUAUCUCUUACUCAUGAUGUCCGUCGUGAAUUAGUAUUGCGAUAUGAGAAGACAUUCUACAAUGAUUUUCCCGAUUUUAUACGACGACGUUUUGAAAUGUUACGGAUGAAUGCAACUAAUACAUCAAUAGCUAAGCACAAAUUGAAAAAAGCUGUGGAGGAAAUUAUGACAAAUUUAAGGACCUUUAAACAUGAAUAUCUCAAGCUCCAGAUAUCCAGAUCAAAAGCAAACAUAUGGAAAAGGACAAAAUCUCUUGAACUUCAAAAGAAUAUGUGGUCAUUUCUUAAAGAAACACAGGACCUAGCCACUUGUAACUCAACAAAGACGUUGACCUGUUUGCAUGUUUACGGGACUGGCUUCGGAAGCUUCGUACAUCGUAAUGUGUUUUGUUUGGCAGCUGCUAUUUUCUCCAGGAGGACCAUGGUUAUUAAUGAAAGAAGUUUGAAAUAUUUCGAGAACCAUACACAUGUAUAUUUCCCCCUCAAAAACUUGUCAAAUGUUCAUUGUUUGAAAAGAAAGUCAAGGAGGAUCUUUUCAGAUUCAGAUUUUGCAAAGCACGAAUCCCUUGAAGAUGUCAGCCUUCGAGCAGUAGAAACUAGUAUCGUUGACCCAUUGGAAAUUCCUGCACCGUUUGUUAACCAGAUCGGUAUUUUCCAUAGCUAUCCACCCGCCUUUUGGAUAGGGUUGUUGUCGAAUAUGUUAUUUGAAGAGGAUAUAUUUGAAAAACAGCUACUAAAGUAUAUGAACAUAUUGAAAUUUACAUCGCCUAUUGUUGGUGUGCACAUUCGACGGACAGAUAAGAUUCAGCAGCAUGAAGCUAGGUUCCAUACCCUAAGCGAAUACAUCUUCCAUGUUGCAAACUGGUACGAUGCCUACGAGGCGGUUCAUGGUUUUACACAAAGAACUGUUUUUCUAGCUUCGGAUUCUCCUGAUGUUUUUGAGGAAGCUGUCAAAGAAUACCCGAAUUAUACGUUCAUUUUCAACAACCAAACGCUGCCAACUGCAGACAGUGAGGACCAUAAAAGUAUGGAAGAAUUACCAUUGCACGGAAUCGUAUUCGACAUUCAACUGCUAUCUAGAUGUGAAUUUAUCGUGUGUACUAUGUCGUCAAACGUUUGUCGACUGGCGUAUGAAUUGAUGCAGCUUCAUCACGGCGACGCUUCAGAAAAAGUUGUUUCCCUUGACAUUGACUAUUACUUUUUCAAACAUUUGCCAAGAAUGUAUACUGCUAUCAUUGCACAUUCAUUUCCAUUCAAAGGAGAAAUUACAUUUGAGGAGGGCGAUGUAAUACUGGUGAAAUCUGGGGACUGGAGGACCAAACAAACACCAGGGUUCCUUUUUGGAAAAAACAGAAGGACAGGAGAUGAAGGACUUGUACCAAGGUUUAAAAUUGUGGAAAUAUUCAAGCGGAGAAUUAUUGAAUGAGCAGGAAAAUUGUUUGAAGUAGUCGGCGUAUCGGCAUACAUAGUAGACGUUGCGGAACACAUCGUGAACGUGUAUUUGUACAUAAGGGAUAUAUGACAGGACCCGUUUGCUGUGUAAAGGCGUAUCCGUCGAAAACGCGUAGCGGUCGAGUUUUUGUACACCGCAGAAGACGUGAUACAGGUUGUCAGUAUAGCGUCCUAUCGUAAUAUUCCUUUUAUUAUAUGUUUCCUUUCCUUUUUUCGAUAUUAAACGCAUCGCUUUUAGUUUUAAGCAAGAAACUGCAUUAAGAAUCUACACGACAACUGCUGGAGUUUUCAUGUCAGAAAUGACGUCAUAGAUCAACCGCAUUAAUGAUUUAGUGCCUUUUCUUGAAUAUAAACUCAAAUCAGCAAUUGUCUACGUUCUUAGUUAUUUCUUUAGAACAUAUAGUACGUUCCUGAAAAGAUAUUACUGAAUAUCAAGUUAUGAUUGUAAGAAAAAUAUGAAUAAACGUCAGUCUGUAUAAAGUAGAACUCAUCACAUGCUACUAUGCUGAUACGGGUUUGGAAACCGACAUACGGAUUUUUUCAAAAAGAGGUUCCGUAUUUUCACUGUUGGAUAUGGAAAAACAGAUGACAGGCAUAUUUAAAAUUUAGUUACACGUUUAUGUGUAUGUGAACAUUGCCGUUGAACUUAAAUUCCAUUUGCGGAAUUCAUAUUGUAGAUGUCCGCUUGCCGAAUGUCUGGGUGUGAAUAUUUCGACAUUCGA
Molecule: messenger RNA, 2657 nt
Organism: Mya arenaria
Lineage: Eukaryota; Metazoa; Mollusca; Bivalvia; Myida; Myidae
Product: alpha-(1,6)-fucosyltransferase-like
Exons: 12
Coding region: 50-1909 (619 amino acids)
Biological process (GO): protein N-linked glycosylation
Molecular function (GO): alpha-(1->6)-fucosyltransferase activity; protein binding
Source: RefSeq, a predicted model, not a curated record